UCUCUAAUGUUUGUUUCCACUGAUCCACAUAAUACUUUGCCUCUACCACAAAACAAGUGAAAGCAAAACGGUGCGUUUAGAGAGAGAGAGAGAGAGAGGAUGGACGGAAGAGGUGAGUGUUGCAUCGCUAGAUAUGCAACCGGUACAUGCCAUAUGUCCACGAUGGACAGAAUAAUGCUUAGGUUUCGUCCCAUCGCGCCGAAACCGGUAGCCGGAGGCGCCUCUUCCGACGGUUCUUCGUCGGAGAGCAGCGACGCUUUCUCCAAAAACGGCCGAACUAAGAGAAAGUACGUCAGAGAAAACAACACCACCGGCAAACGAAGGAUACGGCGGAGGAAGACUCCGGUGCCGGUGGUGACUCUCCCGUUGAUUCCGGAAACUCCCGAUCCGAAGGAUCCUCCGGUGAGAGAUCUAACCCUAUCUGCAGGAGAGGAAGUGCAAAACAACAAUAACAAAAACAUGCCGGUGUGGCUGAGUUUCGAGAAUCGAAGCACUGCGAAGGUGGAACCCUAUUGGUACUGCGGUGCGAUGGAUCAGCCAGCGAUGAGGUAUUCGUGCGUGACAGUGGUGUGCGUGACGGACACGUGGGUGGAGGGAGACGGGCUAGGGAGUACGGACGAGGAACGGAGGGUGAAGAUGAGCAGUGACACGUGUCCGGGGUUCAUAUCAGACGGUUACGGGAGGGUGACGUGGACGAACGGUGCGUACGGGGAGAUGAUGGGGAACGAGGGUGAGGGACUAGUGUUACUUGUGAUGAAGGUGAGUACAGUGGUUCUUUACCCUUCGUUCACGUGCAGGGUGAGGGUGGUGCAGUACGCGUGUGGGAGAGAGAGGAACUCAUUAACGGUUCCCUGUGAUGCGUGGAGGAUGGACUGUGGUGGUUUUGCAUGGAGAUUAGACGUUAAAGCUGCUCUUAGCUUGAGAUUGGGUUCCUAAACGAUGUCGUUCCGUUCCAUGCUCGUGAGAAUACUAAUAAUCCUCUCUUUGGUUUUGAUCUCCAACCUUGGUGUUGAGAAUUGUGAAUACAUAACCACAAGUUAAGGCUUGCUUGAGUGUAAAUUAAUGCAUGUGUACUUUUUUUGUUCCCUUAAAUCCUUAGAUAAAAUGGCUUUCCGGUUUGAGUUUGAGUUUGAGCUUGGAACAGUGGUGUUCUAAUGAAAUAUCUGAAUACCAUUUAUCAAUGUAAUCAAUGUUAGUAACACCCCAAUAGCUAGUGAAAGUUUUUUGUGGGUCAUACUUAUUAUUUGCGCGAUCUGACAACUCUGUUGCUUCUAUAUCUUUACUUAUUGUUAGAUCUAGAUUGUACUUUUUUAUUUAUUCGUUUAAUUUAAUUAAUCGUCUAAGUGGUCAUCUGUUUGUGCCGUAAAGACAAAACGAAAAAGCUGUAAAAUGUAAUGGGAGGAGAUAGGAGAUGGGAAGUGGGACAAAUGGGCAAAUGGCUUAGGAGUUAGAUGUCUACGUGGUCGUAUUGAAUCACUUGGGAUGCCAUUGAGUCAUUAAUCUUGGAACUCUGGCGUCUGGUUAUUGCUCCACGUUGCUGCACCUGAGCACAGCAUGUAAACUUUUACUUUUCC
Gastrolobium bilobum is the source of this 1574-nucleotide messenger RNA. RefSeq lists its product as uncharacterized. The record is from RefSeq and is a predicted model, not a curated record. The transcript has a single exon. The coding region runs from base 100 to 936 and encodes 278 amino acids. Lineage: Eukaryota; Viridiplantae; Streptophyta; Magnoliopsida; Fabales; Fabaceae.